Molecule: messenger RNA, 2441 nt
Organism: Lactuca virosa
Lineage: Eukaryota; Viridiplantae; Streptophyta; Magnoliopsida; Asterales; Asteraceae
Source: the annotation of a GenBank genome assembly
ACGUUUAACAUGAGACUUUGGUGAGGCAUAAAUGGAAUUACGAGAUCAUUUUUCUAAAAACUUCAAAAAUCAAAACCAUGGCUAAAUCACCUUCUCCUGCUAUUGUAGACGAAGCAUCAGCAACGGCAGCAUACCCGUAUCCGUACACCGCCAAUGUUGCCAAUUUUGUAUCCGUCAAGCUCUCCGGCCACGACAAGUACCAGUUGUGGAAGACACAGAUGCUUUGUCUCAUUGAAGGUCAUGGCAUGCUUGGUUUCAUCGACGGCACACUCGAACCACCACCGGAGACCAGGCCGGACAAUGCUCAGUGGUGGAGGAGGUCCGACGCGCUUCUCCGUGGAUGGAUUUUGGGUUCCUUGAGUGACGAUGUACUCAGCAGCAUAAUUGGCCUUAAAACAGCCAAAGAUGUUUGGGUAUAUCUCGAGAGUUCUUAUGGUUCUUUGACUCCCCAAUCUAGCUCGUUAGUAGCUGUGAAAGGAGAAAUUGACGGUGGAGAAUGGAAAUUCGACGGCGGUUUCAUGAGAUCUACUGCACAUUCCAGGUCUCUGCCGGUUCCACUCCGUGGCAUGUCGCAACAAAUCGAUCUGAAAGGGGAUUCGGCGACGCCUACCGUCGAUAGCAAAAUCAACAGUCGGUCUAGGAAAUCACGAGGUUUAGAAAGCACGGCAUUCCCGGAGGAUAGCUGGACCGGCAAUUCGCCGAAACUUCUUUCGAUGGAUUUGGCUGAGAUCACCGAUUUUCUACAAGAAGCAACUACAAACAUAAGUGCAUACCUACCACUAUAUAAAGCUGCCCUAAGAGGCGAUUGGGAUGAUGCACAACAUUUUAUAGAUCAAGAACCUGAAGCAGUCACAGCCAACAUCAACAAAUAUGGAUUCACAGCUCUUCACAUUGCAGUUGGAACAGGGAAACAAGGGAUUACCUUUGUCCAGAAGUUAGUUGAGAAAAUAUCACCCAAAUCACUCCUAAAAAUGCUAACUUCUUCAGAAAAAUACACACCUCUUCAUAUUGCAGCUGUUGUUGGCAACACUGAUGCUGUCAAGAUCUUGGUGAAUAAAAACCAUAAGCUUUUGUAUGCUGAAGAUGUGGAUGGCUUAUUACCUAUUCAUAGAGCUCUUAUUAAUUCUCAUAAAGAUACUUUUUUAUAUUUAUUGGGUGUCACAAAAGCCAACCAAUAUCCUUAUACAUUCACUGGCAACAUGGGCGUUACACUUCUUUCCAAUGUCAUUUUUGCAGGUUAUUUUGAUAUAGCUCUUGAUUUAAUCUCUCGAUAUCCUGACUUGGCUACAACAAUACCAUCUGAUAAUGUGGAUGCUCCAUUGAUGGUUAUAGCAAGGAAAGCAGAUGCCUUUGAAAGUGGAUGUCGCCUCAGUUUCUUUGAUAGCUUAAUCUAUAAAUAUGUUCCUACAAAGUUGGUGAACCUCAACUUAAACAAGAAACAGCACAAGAUGGACUUCUGGAGUUCAGUUCUUCAAGAGAUCGGUUUUCUUGUCUGGAAAGCUGUGGGCAGGAUCUUGCCACAUAUUACACAUAUUCAGAAGAUAAAGCUGGUUCAUAAUCAAGCUGUUGCACUUGUGAAAUGUCUAUGCCAUGAAAUCAGUGCCCUAAAUCUGGAAUCAAAUAGCAUUUAUUAUUCAAAACCAAUUAUUGAAGCAGCAAGUAAUGGUGCUUAUGAAGUUGUUCAAGAAAUUGCUGACACAUUUCCUCAAGCAAUUUGGUACAGUGAUGAAAGUGGGCAUUUCAUGAUUCAAUUAGCCAUACUUCAUCGUUGUGAAAAGGUUUACAAUUUAACAUAUCAAAUGAGUGAUCAUAAACAUUUUCACAAGACUCUCAAAGACUCUCACAACAACAAUUUGUUGCAUUUAGCGGGAAAAUUAGCACCUCCACAUAAACUUAAUCUUGUUUCUGGAGCAGCAUUACAAAUGCAGCGUGAAUUGCAAUGGUUUAAGGAAGUGGAAACAUUUGUGCAUCCAAAAUACAAAAUGGAAAAGAACUCAUUCGAGCAAACACCGGAGAUGCUGUUCACCAAAGAACACAAAAAGCUCGUGAGAGAUGGUGAAGAAUGGAUGAAGAAAACCGCCGAUUCAUACACAGUAACCGCCGGACUCAUCACAACAAUCGUCUUCGCCGCCGCAAUUACAGUGCCAGGUGGCAACAACGGCGAUACAGAACAAGAUUUCUUGUUUACGUUACCUUCGAGGCUGAUUAUGGGAUUGGCGACAUUGUUUUUGUCGACGAGUUCGAUGAUGAUUGCGUUUGGGGCUUCGUUGUAUCUUUUGUUUGGGCAGGGGAAGGAUUGGAUUCUGAUUCCGAUUGCUGCGUUGUCGGGUUUACCGAUUACUUGUUUCGUGACGUUACAGUUUCCGCUUCUUGUGGAAUUGAUUUCGUGUACGUAUGGUCGAGGGCUUUUUGGGAAACAAAGUGAUCGCCCGUUUUAUUGA